Messenger RNA from Paramuricea clavata, 1223 nucleotides. The record is from the annotation of a GenBank genome assembly. NCBI's taxonomy places the organism in Eukaryota, Metazoa, Cnidaria, Anthozoa, Malacalcyonacea, Plexauridae.
AUGAUAAUACUGGCUUACCAUACGAAGACAAACUAUGCUUCUUUCGUUGUUUGGCCCCUACACCGUGGUUGUCAUCCCCAUAACAUAGAACGUGAUUCUCACCAUUUUUAUGAACAAUAUUCGGAAGAUGACAAUUUUGACGGCGUGACAUUCGAAGAGCUCCCAGAGUUGGAAAAGUUAUUCGAGUUGAACAUUUACCUGUAUCGCCUUACAGAGCUACAUGACGAAGGUGACGAUACGACCUCCAGUGCGGCUCAACUCAUACAACGCUCCCACCGUAGCUACGGCAAUUCGAUGUACCUGAACCUUUACGGCAGCCACUUCAGCUAUAUUAAUAAUUUGGCCAUGUACUCCAAGUCUUACUGCUGUUCCAAAUGUGACAAAAUGUCGAAAACGGCCAAAUCCUUAAACCAACACGACAAAAGCUGUGAAGCGACUGUACGACAUGUUUUCCCUGGUGGCGCCUAUAAAGUUCCACGAACCAUCGUCGAUUUGUUGGCCGAUGAAGGUAUCGAGAUCCCUGAAGACCUCAAGUACUUAUCUUAUCGUGCCACCUUUGACUUUGAAUGUUACUUCAAACGCGAAACCGAACAAUCAAGAAAUACAGCAAAGUUAACGUGGGAAGCACAACAUAUCCCGUUGAGUGUCUCUGUUCGCUCCAACGUCCCUGGUUAUGAUCAACCCAAAUGCUUCGUCUCGUCUGGCAGUACAAGUGAAAUGAUCCAAGAAUUCGUGGAAUAUUUGGUUGAGGUCAGCCAAGAAAGCUAUGGAUUGUUGCUAGACCAAGUCUCUGACGUUUUUCGUCAAAUUGAUGAACGAGUCAAUGAGGUAUAAUUCACACGUAUUAGAUUCUCACAGGCCGUAUUAUAUUUCUUAUUCUUAAUAUUUUUUCUUAUAUCUUUAGGUGGGGGGAAACGAAGAGGUUAUGGCAGUUGCCGUGGGGGAGGAUAAUGAGGUAAAUUAUAGGAAGGUUAUAUUUGCACUUAUAUUCUUUAUAUUCUAAUAUAUCUUAUGUUUUAGCAAAAUACAGAGGAACAGAUGAUUGAGGAGAUGGUGGGAUGUUUGAUGGGGCUGAAUAGCGAGGUAUAUAACAUAAUGUUUGAACUCAACAGUGGUCUUUGCUGUGCUUACCAUAUGUGUGCCUUUUAGGUGAGUGAAGAUGCGUGUGGGGUUGAUGAAGACGAUGCGAAUAAAGAUAAAGUCGAUGAAGAGAGACUGAGAGA